AGCCAGUCCGCAAGGUUGCUCGGGUGUUAAGCAAGCGUUGUAACUGCAAGGACGGCCUUCGUGGACAUUGCCGAAGUCUUCUGGUUGCCGAAUCUAUGUACCAUGGAGCCUGCAAAACCAAUUCAAGAAAGUCAACCAAAACGUCGUAGAUAUCGCAUCCCUCGCAGUUGUGAUCGAUGCCGGAGCAGCAAAUUGAAAUGCGUCUUUGAGAAUGGCCAAUGUCAUGCUUGUUUCAAAGCUGGUGUAAACUGUACGUUUGCCAACCCAGGCAGUCUAAAGGAGAGGCCGCCUACAUUCAAAGACGCCGAGCAACUUAAUGCACGAAUUAGAUCUCUGGAGCGACUCCUCCAGGCAGUGGACCCAACAAUUGACAUGAAUCACUUGCCUGACCCAGAUCUUCUUGUUUGCCGCUCCAAUGAGGCUCCAAAUUUUCCAAUCCAAUUGCCCGCCGGUUGUUCUUCUUCACCCUCACACCGCCGGCCCGCUUCAAUCGGCAGACAAGAUUCAUACGAAGCUCAUCUUUCAACUGUUCUUUCGGCGCUCCAUUAUUCCCGAGCUCCAUCAAGGCCUUCCCUCACUAGCACACAUUGGAGUCAGCCAGACAAGAGCAAGCCGAUGACCAAUUGUACGGGGGUUGCUACCGAACCAGAGUUUUAUAUCGGCCCGAAUGCGAUGCUCAGCGUACCCGAUCUGACAACGAAUCACACUCUAAAUCUUCCUCCUCGCAACGCGGUUGUGGUUUAUCCGGUGGAUGAUUAUCUACGCCUUCGUCAUGAGGAGUUUGUUUCAAGCACGAGAUGCUUCUAUCCGGAUCCGGAUCUUGAGCAGGAUCUCAUCAAAAUAUACUUUCAGCAUUUCCAUCCAAUUGUGACCAUAUUACACCCGACGACUUUUUACAACCUGCAUAAUUCUGGGCUCGCGCACACUGACCCCUCGUUCAGAGCUCUUUGUCUGCUCAUAUUUUGCAUCGCUAGCCGAUGGUCGACUGAUCCCAGAGUUCUGCUUGACUUGACUGGAAGGCCACAGUCGUCUCGACAAUUUGCGGGCUUGCGUUAUUCAUAUGCUGGUUAUUUGGGUUUAUUUCGUCUCGGCAAUCAUCGCCCGACUCUUUUCAACUUGCAGGCGUUUGUCCUCCUGACGCUCAUUUCCCUUGGUUCAGACCAACCCACGGCCACAUGGGUUUUCGCUGAGCAGGGCCUCACAUGCGCUCAAGAAUGUGGUGCCCAUCGUGAAGUGCAUCGUCGAUGGAAUGCCGAUCCUCUUGAAGACUAUCUUCGGCGUCAGGCUUUCUUUCAUCUAUACGAGCUGGGUCACAGAGCUAGUUCUUCUCUGAAUAGAACACCUUUAAUGCAAGAAGAAGACUUCGACGUUGAGCCAUCCCGUUUACAGCCUGGAGAUCCGCUAGGGAUCUUUGUGAAUCCAUACCAUACAAUUAUGAACCCAGCUGCGCAUGAACUCUACAUUGCAUUUGACGAAGUGAGAGCACUAGUAUGGAGAAUUGGGUCACUCAGAUCUCUGCUACCUCUUCUACACACGAUGCAAGCUAAUGCGGAAAGUUCAGGAGGAGCUGCAUCAGUUAAAUCCUUAGAAGCACUGGUUGACCAACUCGAUCUUAAUGCGAGAAAACGGUUUGAUCAAGUGUCUCCAAUUUUCAAACGUCCAGAUGUUGAGGGGUGUCCGGAAAGGCUAAUGUUUUCGGUGCUGGUCAUCACGGGGUCUUGA
Molecule: messenger RNA, 1722 nt
Organism: Puccinia graminis f. sp. tritici CRL 75-36-700-3
Lineage: Eukaryota; Fungi; Basidiomycota; Pucciniomycetes; Pucciniales; Pucciniaceae
Exons: 7
Coding region: 103-1722 (539 amino acids)
Biological process (GO): regulation of DNA-templated transcription; DNA-templated transcription
Molecular function (GO): zinc ion binding; DNA binding; DNA-binding transcription factor activity, RNA polymerase II-specific
Source: RefSeq, a predicted model, not a curated record